This is a messenger RNA of Oncorhynchus keta (chum salmon), 1922 nucleotides long. RefSeq names its product solute carrier family 38 member 6 (gene slc38a6). Gene Ontology annotation, biological process: L-glutamine transport; amino acid transmembrane transport. The transcript is spliced from 16 exons. Gene Ontology annotation, molecular function: L-glutamine transmembrane transporter activity. The record is from RefSeq and is a predicted model, not a curated record. Lineage: Eukaryota; Metazoa; Chordata; Actinopteri; Salmoniformes; Salmonidae. Bases 222 to 1583 code for a protein of 453 amino acids.
AUGCGGAAGCGUUUUCAUGUCAUAUGACCACCUCAAAUCAACUGUGAGAAGUUGCAAACACAGCUAGAACGUUUCUAAUAGUGGAGCAUAUUUUGUUGGUUAAAGGAAGCGUUUGCCGUGAACAGCCACCACGAACUGCACAGAUGAGGUAUCUAUUGUAUUGGUUGUUGAAAGUAACAUUAUACUAACGCCUUGCCCAAGAGGGUAAGUCACCUGGAGACAUGAGUAUCAAUGGGGAAGGCACCAACGUCCACUCUGACCAUUGGGCCGCUGCGGAUGACAUGGGCUGCGAGACCAAUCCUCUCCUGGGAAAUAGAGCAGAGGAGCCAAGGGCUAAAGGGGCCUCCUUUACCUCCUCGGUCUUCAACCUGAUGAAUGCCAUCAUGGGCAGUGGCAUCCUGGGCCUGGCCUACGCUAUGGCCAACACAGGCAUAGUGGGCUUUUGUAUCCUCUUGCUGCUAGUGUCCAGUCUGGCAGCCUACUCUAUACACCUCCUACUGAAGCUGUGUGAUCAAACCGGUAUCACCUCAUAUGAAGACCUAGGAGGCAGAGCCUUGCAGAAGCCAGGCAAAGUUCUUGUUGGAGUCAGUAUUCUCAUCCAAAACAUUGGAGCCAUGUCGUCAUACAUGUUCAUCUUGAAAACAGAGCUUCCUGCAGCCAUUGCCAGCUUCCUGAGCCCAGAGACCUCUGGGGGGGCCUGGUAUGAAGAUGGCAAAACGUUGCUGAUUCUGAUGACGGUGUGUGUGGUUCUACCUCUGGCUCUGCUGCCCAAGAUUGGUUUCUUGGGCUACACCAGUAGCCUUGCAUUCCUCUUCAUUCUCUUCUUUACAGUUGUGGUUGUGGUCAAGAAAUGGGCCAUCCCUUGCCCCCUCCCAAGCAAUGUGACCCUGAGCAUUAACCAGGUAUCCAAUUCCUCGGAAUGUACGCCCAAACUCUUCGUCAUCUCCAGUAAGAGUGCUUACACCAUCCCCACCCUGGCUUUCUCCUUCCUCUGCCACACUGCCGUGUUGCCCAUCUACAGUGAGAUGGACCGGCCCAGUAAGAAGAGGAUGCAGAAUGUGACCAAUGUUAGCAUCUCUCUGAGCUUCCUGCUCUACCUGAUCUCUGCUUUGUUUGGCUACCUCACCUUCUACAGCCAUGUAGACUCAGAGCUCUUGAUAAGCUAUGACACGUACCUGCCGCGUGAUGUCUUGGUGAUGGCUGUGCGUCUGGCCAUCCUGCUGGCUGUGCUGCUUACUGUACCCCUCAUCCAUUUCCCUGCCCGGAAGGCAAUGUCAGUGCUGUUUUGUGGAGAUAGGCCUCUCUCCUGGGUGUAUCAUAUCUUCUCCACUCUCCUGAUCCUGACUGUGGUGAUGCUGCUGGCCAUUCUUGUCCCUGACAUCAGGAAUGUGUUCGGGGUUGUGGGCUCGACCACGACGACCUGCCUGUUGUUUGUGUUCCCGGGGAUCUUCUACCUCCGGCUCAGCAACCAGCCGCUCAAGUCUAUGGAGUCUGUGGGGGCUGUAUGUCUGCUGAUCUUCGGCCUGUUUGUGGGACUGCUCAGUCUGUGUGUCAUCGUGGUCACCUGGGCACAGAACCCCUGAACAGGACCGCAGAACUAGACCACCCACAGCUCUGCUCCAUAGAGCCUAAAGGGAGAAUUAUGCCAAAGAAAUACUAUUAGGCAGCACAACAGAACUCCAUGACCACAAAAGACUGUAUGACCACAACACAGGUCAGUGGCAUGACCACAAGAUCACUGCAUCACUUCACCCAGACUCUGAAAGCAUUUGACUGCCCACCACCCCCAUACAAUCAGUGCUGCUCUUGUGUUUGUAUGUUUGACUGUACCUUUUAGCUAUGGUGCUUCCAAAGCUUCAGUUGCCUUUUUUACUUCUGGACAAUGUGUACACUUGACAAUACAUCUUGAAUGUGGGAUGACG